CCCAGCUCAUGCAAUGACACGUCGAACACUUUAUUUGGCGCAUCUGCGAAGAGACUGCGCACCAGUCGCAGUCCUUGUGGGAUCAGGGCGCAUCUCGUGUUGGAGCAAUGACCUCACAACGAGCAAAGGUGGUGCUGUCACUGGGUGCUGAAACAGUGUGCUCACUCAAAGAAGGAGUCAACUUCAAGAAAAACCCACAGGACGGUAAAUGUUACAUCAUAUUCAAGAGCGACAAUGGCUUCAGAGCGUGCAAGAACCAAUGCAAACACCAGGGAGGGCUGUUCAUCAAAGACAUCGAAGACCUGGGUGGCAUGACUGUUAAGUGCACUAAGCACAACUGGAAGUUAAAUGUGUCCACGAUGAAAUAUGUGAAUCCACCAGACAGCUUUUUGCAGGACGAGCUCGAGGUGGAGCUUUCUGAAGAUGGAAGCCUUCAGUUGAUUGAGUUGAGCCCCAUCGACCCCUGGCUGGCUGACCCUCGAGAGGCUGUGCAGCUCCAGGAUGGAGAGGUGAAAGUGACGUACUUGACCCACGCCUGUAUGGAGCUGAAGCUUGGACAGAGGCGGUUCAUGUUUGACCCGUGGCUGAAGGGUCCUGCAUUUGCCAGAGGCUGGUGGCUUCUCCAUGAGCCUCCAGCAGACUCCCUGGACAGACUGUGUGCAGCUGAUCUCAUCUACAUCAGCCAUAUGCACUCCGACCACCUCAGUUACCCGACGCUGAAAGUCUUGUCAGAGCGGAAACCAGAUAUCCCAAUUUAUGUUGGUGACACAUCCAGACCAGUCUUUUGGUAUAUGGAGCAAAGCCAAGUCAAGCUGACAAACAUCCAUGUUGUUCCUUUUGGUGUCUGGAAUAAUAUUGACGCAGACCUAAGGUUUAUGAUCCUGAUGGAUGGAGUGCACCCUGAAAUGGACACCUGUAUCAUUGUUGAAUAUAAAGGUCACACAAUCCUGAACACCGUGGACUGUACCAGGCCAAACGGGGGCAGGUUACCACAGAAUGUGGACUUGAUGAUGAGCGACUUCGCUGGGGGGGCAUCUGGAUUCCCCAUGACUUUCUGUGGUGGGAAAUACAGUGACUCCUGGAAGGCAGAAUUUAUCAAGAACGAAAGGAAGAAGCUGCUGAAUUACAAAGCUCUGCUGGUGAAGUCCCUGCAGCCGGCAAUUUACUGCCCGUUCGCUGGCUUCUUUGUGGAGGCCCAUCCAUCAGACAGAUACAUCAGGGAAACAAAUGUUAAGAACAGUCCCGAAGACCUGAAUGCUCUCAUCAAUAAGUUUGCACCAGACAUCAAGACAUGGACGCCCAAGCCGGGUGCUGUGCUGGACCUUGGCCUGGCUCUGAGAGACCCCACCAACAGUGGGGCCAUCACCAAUCCCUCAGACAGUACAAAAAUCUACAAGGACAGUUGGGAUUUGGAUCUGUAUGUGGAUGAACUGAACAGAGCAAUCAACUGUGAGAUAUUUAAACAUCAAAGCUGGACCCAGUUUUAUUACACCUGGGCAGGCUUCCAAAACUACAACCUUGUUGUGAGGAUGAUUGAGACAGAUGACAGCUUUGAGCCCCAUGCUGACGGCAGUGACUACCUGGUGGACUUCUUGGAUCUGACGUUCCCCACAAAGAGACCUGAGCGGGAGCACGCCUACAUAGAGAUUAAAAACAGGAUUGGGGUGAUGAGAUAUGUGGUGCAGCAGGGUCUUCUCUGGGACGAUCUGUACAUCGGCUUCCAGAACCGCAUACGCAGAGACCCAGAUGUCUACCACCACAAGUUCUGGAACCACUUCCAGACGCAGCUCCCAGUUCGCAGGCCAGACUGGGACCAGUUCCUGCAGGAGAUUUCCCUCCAGGAGCCUGACACAGCAGCUCGGGGCCAAGGAGCUAAUUGUGUAACGUCUUGAAAAACAGAUGUGUUUCUGGAGAUUAUUUGUCUUCUAUUACUGGCCUGUAAUCAUUUAAUGGGUUUGUCUAAUUUAAUCUAAAACUGGAGAUAAUUUGUGUGCUACUCUGUAAUCAAUUAUACAUGAAAGUAAUGAAAGAAUGAAAGGAUCAGCCUUAUUUACCACUUAAUGUUUCUUUUGAUUGCUUAUAUUUUGUUAAGCAUUUCCUCCUUUGCAAAUAUCUAUGUAUCUUAUGCACUAUUUAAUAAAUGAGCCCCAAGGUGUUUUAUGGCUAGAUGACAUUCUCAGGUAAAGAAGGGUUUUUAUUUUUAAAUGUGAUUUGCAAAGUCACACAUAGAGGAAUGAGGUGUGAUGAGCUGCAAUUAUUUUAGUUUAUAAUCCUGCUAGGAGUCAUUUGUUGGGCGUCUAGUUUUAUUGAAAGGGGAUAUGUUUUUUUGUAUAAUUUAUAAUAAAUCAUUAUUGUAUUGAGUAGUUUCAGUAAUAAAUUGAAUGAUUAACCACUU
Molecule: messenger RNA, 2395 nt
Organism: Gasterosteus aculeatus aculeatus (three-spined stickleback)
Lineage: Eukaryota; Metazoa; Chordata; Actinopteri; Perciformes; Gasterosteidae
Source: RefSeq, a predicted model, not a curated record